This is a messenger RNA of Lachancea fermentati, 2283 nucleotides long. Lineage: Eukaryota; Fungi; Ascomycota; Saccharomycetes; Saccharomycetales; Saccharomycetaceae. The record is from the annotation of a GenBank genome assembly.
AUGAGUUCACACAGUUCAAGCACCCUUGACACGCUUCAAGAAGAGACCGCUGCUCAUGAAUCCAGCUUGAAAAGCAAUGUUCAACAACAACGCAGAAGGGGCAAAUCCGGAUCCUUCCCUAAGUCUAGCAGUAUAUCGAGUGGUAACAGCAAGACAGUAGGACUGGGAAUUGCUCGGAGACCCAGUGACAACCUGUUAAUGAACCUUGCUCAAGAGGAACAGCCAAUUAUCGCGCAGCCUCCAUCGCGGAAGAAUUUGAUCUCGCGAUACGAGCGACCAAUAUCUAAUGAUUCAAUCGUUACGGAGAGCACAGAACUCUUCUCUUCUAAUCCAAACUCGACUGCUUCGUCGACAAGCAACAACUCUCGCGGGUCGUCCAUUAUCGACGAUCUGGACGAGAGUGUGAAACAACAGGGUGAGGAAACUAGUCAGGAGGACGCCGGUGAUGAUUCUACUCUCGACUACUCAUCUUCGCUUGAUACAGACCUUUCCGUCUCAACUCAUGGUCAACCCAAAACCAGAUACAUGUUUUCUAACAGUACAAUGGCACGGUCGCAACUGUCUUUUGCGGCGAACAAUCCUUCUCCCCUCAAGAAUAACGUCAAUCGUGCUUCACCUGUUCCAAGGCCUUUGUAUUCUAAAUCAGCUCCUUCGCUACCGCAGGAGACUGUAUUGACUCCUUCUCAGCGCUACAGACUAAGAAGGGAGCAAAGUAAGGUAGCUUUGCAAAAGUCGAUUAAACAGAGAGAGCAGUACUAUGACGAACAGGAGAAUUCUUUCGAAUCUCUUGCCAAUGAAUCUGUGGUAGACGAUGCCUUAAUUUGGAAUAUUCCGGUGGCAUCUCACAGCACUAAUUCUUUUUUGAUGUCGAUGAAGCCUUCACCCAAGAAAAGCAAGCAAAAGCCACCAAAAUUUUCGAGGUCCACAUCAUUGCAUUCUAUGGCCUCUGCAUCUUCAUCAUCUUGUCUGGACUUUCGUGAAAUGCCUACCUCACCAUUACCGGGCGUGCACAAGACUUCAGAUUUGCAAUUCUAUCAACAAACGUCAGAAAAUCUCUCAACAAUUUAUCAACAUUCUUCAAACCAACUUUCGCGGAACAAGCUACUAGAACGCACAACGUCUACCGAGUUUCUACCUUUCCAGUUCAAGUCUGCCAGCGAUGAAGGAAUGGAGGAUCUAAAGUUGGUGUCAGAGGACAAGGUUCAGUUGUGCAGUCCCUCGAGACCUACGUGGUUACCCCCAAAGCCUACUGAGGAACGAAAAUCACAUGAAAGGGAGAUCAAUAAAACAAUCAGCAUGGCUUCUAUCGAUUUGCUAGAUCGUAGCAAGGAAAGAGAAGAGAGGGAGAUAAGAAACGAGACUAACAGACAAAAGUUGUUUCUGUUAUUGGAUCGCGGGAUAACCAGACAGUCUUCUUUACAUGAUUUGAAAAAAAUUACAUGGGAAACAGCAUUGACGCCAGAAACACGUUACGAGAUAUAUGACGCGAUUUUACAAAGUGACAUUCGCUUUAUUUCAGAGAACUUCAUCGAACCUCUGCGGAAUACUACUACAGUUUUAGACAAGAUGGAAUUUCCUCGAUCUAAGCAAAGUGAGAUAGAAAAGCUCAUCAAUAAAAUUCCAUCGAUAGAAGAGAACGAAUUGUCGCGGGAUCUCACCCAUUUGUUGAAGCUAAAGUCCAUCUCUAGUCAGGGCCUUCUGCCUGGGGAUGAAUUUCUGUUCUAUCAUUUUUUGAGUGACAAAUCAUUUGGUGAUCUAAAUAAGGUUUGGGAAAUGGUUCACCUCAUCCAAUCUACCUGUUUUAACGACCUUACCAGGGAAAAAUUUGAUUCUCGAGUUUUGAGCUCUCGUGGAGUUAUUGCUAGUUACUUAACUCGGGAUGAUAGCUUCAAAAAUGAGUUCAAUUCGAAGUCACUUAACGUUUCAACUUGGUGGAAUAUCUUACAGCGCAUGGAUCAUGAAAUGUUCAUGUGGUGCUUAGAUAUCAUCGUGGUUCACAAUAGUCAGCCAUACAAAAACUCGCCUAUAGACAAAGAAGCUUUUGAGGGCAAAUCUUGGGAUUACUACAGAUCUAAGAAGGUUGUAGUAAAUUAUAAAAUACUUUGCUCACUAAUGCUCAAUGUUUUACUGAAUUAUCAUUUUGGCUUUGAUGAUUUAAACUCACUUGCCAGUCUCAAAGAUCAGGAUUUCCGGAUUCCCUGCUCUAUGGAGGAUCUAUUAGAUGCUUCUGCAGUACAUGAGGUCUUUGUUAAGAAAUGGCAGCAUUACUACAAGAAAUUCUAG